AUGGCAGUGGUGGCGGGCGUGGGGUCGCUGGGCGGCGCGGUGUCGGUGGGCGUGGGCAGCUCGCUGCUGCUGGUGUGCGCGUGCGUGGGCGCGCCGCCGCCGCGCACCGUGUGGUACCACCAGCACAACAUCAUCACGCACCACCCCAGGUUCACCAGGAACCACGACGACAGCUUGCUCAUCAACAACAUUGAUCAGUCUCUGAGCGGAAACUACACGUGUCUGGCAAAAAACCUCUACGGAUCGGACUCCGUAGAGUAUCAAGUCAUAGUCCUGCCUCUACCAGAAUCACCAGUACUCAGAGCCACACCUUAUAAAGACUCUAUACUAGUUGAAUGGGAACAACCAUAUUACUCUGUUAGUAACAGAAGUGUUUCACAAAAGAUCACCUACAGCCUCACAUGGAAGGAAGCCAACGGUCCUUGGCGGGAAGCUUGGCCGGCCAAUAAGCUGCCAAACUUGUCUGGCGUCCAAAAGUACGUCCUCACUGAUCUCAAGUGUGGCACCAAAUAUUCAUUGAGGAUCACCGCUACCAACAAAGUUGGCACUUCGCAACCGGCCUAUUUGGACGUCAGUACUUUGGGUGGAGUGCCAAUACCACCGAGCAGCAACGAAUGGUUGUGGAGUAACAGCAGCCACUUGGCGGUGCAGCUGGCGGGCUGGGACGACGGCGGCUGCGCGCUGCGCGCCGUGGAGGUGGACCACCGCCGCCUCGGCGCCAGGCACUGGCUGAGGGCUCCCAACACACAGCAGUUCACCAACUUACCUUCAUGGUCAGUGCCCAGUCUUUAUCAAGCCAAGUCGCCUUACCACACCGGGUCAUUCGUGAUCGCGGACCUCAGCCCCGGCACCUGGUACCAAGUCAGGAUCGCAGCCACUAACGAAGCUGGCACCGUCACCACCACUUAUAGUUACGCUACGAAAAACGAGGACGGAAGUGAAGUUGGACCACCCUCGGAGCUAUUCGACCUGAACAUGUUGGUGAUCGUCUGCAGCUCUAUACUUUUAACAGUGUGCUUGCUGAGCUGCAUUUACAUACUUGUCAAAAGACAAAGAAGUGGAAAUCUAACUGAAUACCGAGACUCCAUAACUGUCGACAACAAAUCAGAGAGUGGGAAUCUCACAGCAAACACAUCUCACACGAACCUGGCUAACGUCAAAGAAAACGCUAUGAACGCACAAAAUAGGAUAUACAGUGCACCUAUACAUCUAAGAAACAACAGCAAACAUGGUGAGAUGGAAAUAUAUAAUAUCAGUAUUUUAAUUUGUGUCUCUAUACCUAUUCAGCGGGGGAAGGAGGCGGUGAAUCCUUCAUUGAAUACCUCACAGCCAACUGCGAGGUUAUGUCAGACUCUUACUGACAAAACACAGCCUUAUACAGUUGGCAGCGUUUGCCCCAUCGACCGGAAACUGUACGAGAUAAGUCCGUACGCGCAAUUCGCUGUUGGAUUCCGAACAUUCGGUCAUGUCGAGAAUCAAGACAUGCCGAAUAGACACAUCAAACACGCCAGAUAUGACACGGAAACAAGUUUCCAGGUGUGUUCCGAAUCAGAAGACAGUGAUAGCGUCUCAAAAUCAACGCUUAAAAGCGUCCCAAGAAGUGAGUUACUAAACACUUGA
Molecule: messenger RNA, 1620 nt
Organism: Diatraea saccharalis (sugarcane borer)
Lineage: Eukaryota; Metazoa; Arthropoda; Insecta; Lepidoptera; Crambidae
Source: the annotation of a GenBank genome assembly